Molecule: messenger RNA, 609 nt
Organism: Cladophialophora psammophila CBS 110553
Lineage: Eukaryota; Fungi; Ascomycota; Eurotiomycetes; Chaetothyriales; Herpotrichiellaceae
Product: vesicle transporter SEC22
Exons: 4
Coding region: 1-609 (202 amino acids)
Biological process (GO): retrograde vesicle-mediated transport, Golgi to endoplasmic reticulum; vesicle fusion with Golgi apparatus; endoplasmic reticulum to Golgi vesicle-mediated transport
Cellular component (GO): SNARE complex; ER to Golgi transport vesicle membrane; endoplasmic reticulum membrane
Molecular function (GO): SNAP receptor activity
Source: RefSeq, a predicted model, not a curated record
AUGCUUGCGGCCUCGGUCGACGACGAACAGGUCGAGACAGAGCUCGCCGAGGUCAAGUCGCAGGCAAAGAUGAUAUUCCGCAGGCUGAAUCGCAACUCGGAGCAACAGGCAAGCAUUGAAUCGGGCCAAUACACGUUGCACUACAUCAUAAAGGACUCUGUCUGCUUCCUCUGCAUCUGCGACCGAUCCUACCCCCGGAAACUCGCCUUCACCUACCUCUCCGAUCUGGCGCAAGAGUUCACCACCAUCUAUCCCUCACAGCAAUACCUCUCCGCCACAUUACGGCCCUACGCGUUCGUCGAGUUUGACACGUUCAUUCAACGGACCAAAAAGACAUACCAGGACAGUCGGGCCAGCGCGAACCUGGACAAGCUGAACGACGAGCUGAAGGACGUGACGAAAGUCAUGACCAAGAACAUCGAGGAUCUGCUGUACCGGGGCGACAGUCUGGAAAGAAUGGGCGAGAUGUCCGGCCGAUUGAGAGAAGACAGCAGGAAAUACAGGAAAGCCGCCGUAAGAAUAAAUUGGGAGUUGAUGCUGAAACAGUAUGGACCCUUCGCUGGCCUCGGCCUGAUAAUCCUCAUUUUCAUUAUCUGGAGAUUCUGGUAA